AUGACGGAAGAGAUCUCUGCUCGUUUCGAGGAGCUCGCAGCUCUUGAACAUGAGUUUGAGGAUGUUGAGGAAGAAAUCAUCCGCCAAGCUGAAGCUCUCCAAAGCCCUCUUUACCAAAAGCGCGCCGAAUUCAUUAAGAAGAUCCCGCAUUUCUGGUCGCUCGUCUUCGAGCAAGCGCCUCCCGAGAUUGACAACUUCUUUCAACCCACCGAUUCCAAGGUUUUCGCCGAGUGCCUCGAGACCUUCGAGGUGUCGCGAUUUGAGCUUAACGACCCCAAUGGCUCCCCACGCAGCUUCUCGUUCAAGUUCGGCUUCGCCGACAACGAAUACUUCGAAGACAAAGUGCUAGAGAAGAAGUUCUGGUUCAGGAAGACAAAGGACUGGCAGGGUCUUGUUUCCGAGCCUGUCAAGAUCAACUGGAAGAAGGGCAAGGACCUUACUGCCGGUCUAACAGACGCAGCAUACAAGCUUGGCGAGACAAGAAAGAAGAUAACAACAGACACUGCCAAGGGCGCCGCUUUUGAGAAGGAGGUCCUGACCGACGAAUACCAGGAUCUAGCAAAGAAGAUUGAAACAGCUACAGAUGCCUCAGUUAGCUUCUUUGGCCUCUUCGCUUUCGUAUCAGGCUACCGAUGGGUGAGUGCCGAAGAGUCUGCACAGGCUUCCAAGGAGGAGAAGGAAAGAUUUGAGAAGAUCAGGCGCGGUGAAAAGGUCGAUGACGAGGAUGAUGAGGAGGAGGAAAACCCGCGGGACUUUCAGGAGAUCGAGGUCUUCCCAGGCGGUGACGAGGUUGCUACUAUCAUCGCCGAAGAUAUGUGGCAAAACGCCAUCAAGUACUACAAGAGCACCUUCGACGAGGAAGAAGACGAUGAAGAUUUGUCGGAUCUCGAUGUUAUGGAUGCCAGUGACGAUGAUCAAGACGAUGACCAAGAACCAGUCGAUAUCCGCGCGUUGCUCCUCGCCAUUGACCAACGAUGGACUUUGCUGGAUCCCACAGUCCACUACAUCGGACGUACGACUAUCUUCUCGAGCAUUUGCUUGAGGGGUUCCAUGCACGCCGAGCUCAAAUUUCCGGGUAAUGUCCAUCUACCCAAGAGAAUGGUGCCUGAGAGGUCCAUGUCAGCGCGGAGAUCUAUGAAACUAUCCGGUAUGAUACGGAUAGGCCUUGUUGAGGUACUUCCCUUAAUCCGAAUCCUCAAAAUGGACCAACUACUGCCUCUAUUCGGCCUUUUGAUGCUCUUUACACCGGUUGGUGCUCAGAGCAAUGGAACAGCAACUAUUUCCUAUGCUUUGCCUGCGGGCUACACAACCGCAAGUUUCAACGCCUCUGCACAACCUACUGCCUAUAACCGCACCGAUUUCUCGCCCAAUGCACUUGCAAGUCUCUGGGAUAUGGUAGGGCCAAUUGUGACAGGCCCCAUCACCACCACCGUCACACCAACUCCAGAGCCAACGGCAUAUCCACAGCCAGAUCCCCAAUACUACCAUGCUUUGGUGGGUAGUGGAUACCCAGAAGCACAGGGCUUGAAGCUUCCCGAGAACUUUCAAUGGGGGUUCAGCUCGUCCGCGUAUCAGAUUGAGGGUGCGGCUAAGGAUCAGGGCAAAGGACCCAGUAUCUGGGACCUGUUGGCACACAGAGUCCCAAAUUUUGUGGCCGACAAUACGACUGGCGAUGUCGUUGAUCAGCACUACUAUCUAUACAAACAAGACUUUGCUAGAUUAGCAAGUCUGGGAGUUAAAGCUUUCAGUCCGAGUUUCUCAUGGCCGCGAUUCUUCCCGUUCGGCCACGGUCCAGUCAACGAAGAAGCCAUUGCGCACUACGAUGACGUGAUUGCUACUAUGCAUGAAAAUGGCAUUCACCCCGCUGUUACAUUGUUCCAUUGGGAUACCCCACUCGCCAUAUUCAACGAAUACGGUGCUUGGACCGACCGUCGGGUUAUCGAUGACUUCUUCAACUAUGCCAAGUUUGUCAUCACACGAUACGACGCCUACGUCGAUGAGUGGUUCACGAUCAACGAGCCUCAAUACUGCAACUGGCAAUAUGCAGGUUACCCAGCAGGCGAAUAUUACCCUGCACCGAAUGGCGUCACUGGUGGCAACGAAGCCCGCUUCCUGUGUGGUCAUCACACUCUGCUCGCGCACGCGAAGGUAUCCAAGUGGUACCAUGAAGAGUUCAAAGGUCGGGGCCGCAUCACCUUUAAGAACAGUGGGAACUAUUAUGAAGCCAACAGCACGAAGCCAGAAGACGAGGUCGCACGCCAACGAAACUUUGACUUUAGCAUUGGCUGGUUCGGCGGACCAUGGACAGAUGGUGACUAUCCACAGUCGCUUAAAGACACACUUGGCGACCUAUUACCAGAGUUCACACAGGAGGAGAAGGACAUGAUCAAAGGAUCGUGCGACUUUUACGCCAUUGACCCUUACUCGAGUUUCCUAGCUUUUGAGGUCGACGGCGGGCUAGAGUCGUGCACAAGCAACCGCUCACACCCGGCCUUCCCUGAUUGUGCUGGCUCAGCAAGUGUGGCCCCGAACGGCUUUCCCAUCGGUCCUGCCGCUGACCCAGCCAUGUCUUGGUUCUACUCGGCACCUGCAGGCGUCCGUCGGUAUCUAAAGCAUAUCACUCAGGUUCUCUUUCCUUCCAUUCCGGACAUUGUUGUCAGCGAAUUUGGUUUCGCGGAGCCUUUUGAGGGGCAAUGGUCAAACCUGAACUCGGCGCUCUGGGAUCUGAAAAGGGCAGACUACUUCCAGCAAUAUCUAGACAACAUCCUGCUAUCGAUACAUGAGGACGGUGUCAACGUGACAGGAGCAUGGGGGUGGUCGAUUUUGGAUAAUUUUGAGUGGGCGCUUGGUACGUCGGUUAGGUUCGGAGUGCAGUACGUGAACUACACGAGUCUGGAAAGGACGCCCAAAGCCAGUCUGUUCCAGUUCCUGAACUGGUUCAAAGAGCACGAGGCGGCGUUCGUCCUGGCAGACGAAACCGCCCCAAACUCUCCCUCCCCAAUCGCCUCCGACCGCCCAUCCACCCCGAACUCCCCCGCUUCAUCUUCCCCCAUAAUCUCUGCCCCUCCCAACCAAGCCGCGCCCUCCACUCGAUCCUCGUACCAAGCCCACGCCACCACUAUCCCGUCCGAACACACUACAGCCGGGAAGCGCAGGCACAGCUUCUCUGGUAGCGACGAAGCCGAAGAAGAGCCUCUGACAAGCGGACCCAGAGGCAGCUUAUCCCGUCACAUCUCGAAGCGCAGGCGCAGACAAGACGGGAAGAUGCGCCUGGAUAACGACCACUCCAAAUCAUCACAAUCACCAUCGCGCAACUUUGCAAACGGAUCGUCGCAGGCAUCAGCGCCCAGGUCUCCCCUGGCCAAGGGUACGAAUGGAAGUACGCAUAGCAGAAACGAGAGCAAUGGCUCGUACACGAAUGGAGGGCCGGUAGCAAACGGGGGAACGGUACCUGCCACUUUCUUCGGCCAUGACAGGGAAGAAGUGACGCGGAUACUGAUACAGAGCCUCACCGACUUGGGCUAUCACAGUGCUGCGGGCGCAUUGUGCAAGGAGAGCGGCUUCCAGCUCGAAGGGCCGACGGUCGCGGCAUUUCGAACCUCCGUGCUGAACGGCGAUUGGGAAGAGGCCGAGGAGCUGCUGUUCGGGUCAAGUACAUUUGAUUCUGGGGGAGGAGUUGGUCUGGACCCGCCUUACGGAAAGCCAUGGGGCAAAUCAAGAUCACGCCCAAAUUCGCAGCGUUCUGCAGGCUUGACCCUAGCCGAGGGCGCAAAUCGCGAAGUCAUGCUGUUCUGUUUGAAACAGCAAAAGUAUCUCGAGUUACUUGAGCAGAGAGACCUAAGCAAAGCGCUUGCGGUACUUCGACAAGAGCUGACACCGCUUCAUCAAGAUGUAGGGAGGUUACAUGCGCUUUCAGCACUUAUGAUGUGCCAGUCUGCCGAAGACCUCAGGAACCAGGCUCAAUGGGACGGCGCUCAUGGCGACUCGCGGAUGCAUCUGCUUUCUGAUCUCUCAAGAUCAAUAUCACCCAGCAUUAUGAUUCCCGAACACCGCUUAUCUGUUCUGUUAGACGAGGUAAAGGACAGCUGGAUUGCAAACUGUCUCUAUCACAACACGGCCGCGUCACCUUCUCUCUACCUGGACCAUAACUGCGAAAGAGACGAUUUUCCAACGAAGGCUGUACUUGACUUGAGGCACCACAAGGAUGAGGUAUGGUUUCUGCAGUACUCAAAUGACGGCACGAAACUCGCCUCAUCAAGCAAGGACAAGACAAUCAUCAUCUACGAAACCAAUACUUACAAGGUGCUACAUCAGCUCGACGAACACCAGGAAUCCGGCAUCGCAUACCUUGCCUGGAGUCCUGAUGACACAAAGAUCAUAACAUGCUGUUCGCAACCAGAGAACUCUGCACGGAUAUGGGACGUCAAAACUGGCAUGUGCAUACAAUGCAUCAGUGACUUUACCUACCCGUGCACUACAGCAGCUUGGGACCCUUCCGGCUCACGGGUCAUCAUCGGAUCACAGGAUGACAGUAUGGGUUGUGGAGUCUGGAAUCUCGAUGGCCAACUCAAACACAACUUUUGCGAUGACGGAAAGCUCCGUGUCAACGACCUUGCAGUUUCCGCCGACGGACAGCGAUUAGUCGUCAUAACUGAAAGCUCUAUUGUCGUGUUCGACUUCGCAAGUUACGAAAAGAUCGCCGAGUUUCAGCUCGAUGAUACCAAGUUGACAAGCGUCACCAUCAGCCAGGAUUCGCGACAUAUGCUAGUCAGCAUGAGCCCCAAUCAGAUUAAGCUUAUGGAGAUCGACACCGGUGAUGUGAUACAACGCUUCGAGGCCCAUGUCCAGAAGCAGUUCAUCAUCCGAUCAGUAUUUGGUGGCGCUGACGAGAACUUUGUAGUUAGCGGCAGCGAAGAUUCGCGGAUAUACAUAUGGCGUUCCAAUGGCCUUCUCAUUGAAGCUCUUGAUGCACAUCCCGGCUGCGUCAAUAGCGUAGCUUGGCACCCCAAGGAUCCCACGACAUUCGCCUCCGCUGGUGAUGACCAUCGAGUAAAGAUCUGGAAACCAGUUUCAGCGUCCCCUAUGCCGUCAGGCAGUGGCUCAAGUAACGGUUACGGAAGGUAG
Alternaria burnsii is the source of this 5124-nucleotide messenger RNA. Its product is annotated as glycoside hydrolase family 1 protein. Gene Ontology annotation, cellular component: nucleus; GID complex. The record is from RefSeq and is a predicted model, not a curated record. The coding region runs from base 1 to 5124 and encodes 1707 amino acids. NCBI's taxonomy places the organism in Eukaryota, Fungi, Ascomycota, Dothideomycetes, Pleosporales, Pleosporaceae. The transcript has 13 exons. Gene Ontology annotation, molecular function: hydrolase activity, hydrolyzing O-glycosyl compounds; protein binding. Gene Ontology annotation, biological process: proteasome-mediated ubiquitin-dependent protein catabolic process; carbohydrate metabolic process; nucleosome assembly.